Varanus komodoensis (Komodo dragon) is the source of this 1322-nucleotide messenger RNA. RefSeq names its product ubiquitin recognition factor in ER associated degradation 1 (gene UFD1). Gene Ontology annotation, molecular function: polyubiquitin modification-dependent protein binding. The transcript has 12 exons. Lineage: Eukaryota; Metazoa; Chordata; Lepidosauria; Squamata; Varanidae. Bases 353 to 1276 code for a protein of 307 amino acids. Gene Ontology annotation, cellular component: VCP-NPL4-UFD1 AAA ATPase complex. The record is from RefSeq and is a predicted model, not a curated record.
CGUUCGAAUUGCAUUUCGGGAAAUGUAGUUCUCCCCCAACCACCACCUAAAAUCGCGUUUUUUAACAUUUUCCAGCGCAGAACGUCGCCCGAGAAGCUGCAGGCUUCGACUCUUGGCCCCGCGGACCCCGCUCUUCCCCGCGAGGGGUCGGAGCGAAGCCGGAGAAGGCUUCUCCGCCGCCGCGCUCCGCUUCCCUCCGGGGCGGCGAGGCGAGGCGAGGCUUCCUGUUCGGGAUUAAAAGCCGGGCGUCCGGGUCGCCGGGGCCCCUCGGGAAGAAGGAUCGGCCCCUGCCUUCGUCCUGCGGCGAGUCCUGCGAGAGCUGCGGGGGCACGGAGAGGCCGAAGCCGCCGCCAUGUUUUCCUUCAACAUGUUCGAUCAUCCCAUUCCCCGGGUCUUUCAGAAUCGCUUCUCAACUCAGUACCGCUGCUUCUCGGUCUCCAUGCUUGCUGGGCCGAAUGACAGGUCUGAUGUGGAGAAAGGCGGAAAGAUAAUUAUGCCUCCCUCUGCAUUGGAUCAACUCAGCCGGCUUAACAUCACCUAUCCCAUGUUAUUUAAGCUGACCAAUAAAAAUUCAGACCGUAUGACCCACUGUGGCGUGCUUGAGUUCGUGGCUGAUGAAGGCAUCUGUUACCUGCCACACUGGAUGAUGCAGAACCUGCUCUUGGAGGAAGGUGGGCUGGUGCAGGUGGAGAGCGUCAACCUUCAGGUGGCCACGUACUCCAAAUUCCAGCCGCAGAGCCCCGACUUUCUUGACAUCACUAACCCCAAGGCCGUGUUGGAAAACGCACUCAGAAAUUUUGCUUGCCUGACCACUGGAGAUGUUAUUGCCAUCAACUACAAUGAGAAGAUCUAUGAGCUUCGAGUGAUGGAGACCAAACCUGACAAAGCCGUGUCCAUCAUAGAGUGUGACAUGAACGUGGAUUUUGAUGCCCCGUUGGGUUACAAAGAACCAGAGAGGCAGACGCAGCAUGAGGAGUCCACGGAUGUUGAGCCGGACCACAGCGGCUAUGCGAGCGACCUGGGAUUCCGUGCAUUUUCGGGGUCUGGGAACAGGCUGGAUGGGAAGAAGAAAGGUGUUGAACCAAGCCCUUCUCCGAUUAAACCAGGAGACAUCCGGAGAGGGAUUCCUAAUUAUGAGUUUAAAAUUGGCAAGAUCACAUUCAUCAGAAACUCACGGCCGCUGGUCAAAAAAAUUGAAGAGGAUGACUCUGGAAGCCGCUUCAUUGCAUUUUCUGGAGAAGGUCAGUCACUGCGCAAGAAAGGAAGAAAACCCUAAAUACAGGAUCCUUUUGGCUGAGAGGCAAUAAAAUUACACUGUAAUA